AUGUUAGUAUGUCCUUUAUGCUAUGUUUGUACCGACUGCGGCGAGUUAAAGAGCACACAAAUGGCAAGUUGGCUUGCCUCUCGUGGAACGCAACAGCAGUUCAUGGCUCCGUAUAUGUCUGCUCAUAAUGGCCGUGUGGAGCGCAUCCAUUGUACGCUGCGCAACAAGGCUCGCACCAUGCGGCUACAAGCUGAUCUCCAUGUAAACUGA
Messenger RNA from Gloeophyllum trabeum ATCC 11539, 210 nucleotides. RefSeq lists its product as uncharacterized. NCBI's taxonomy places the organism in Eukaryota, Fungi, Basidiomycota, Agaricomycetes, Gloeophyllales, Gloeophyllaceae. Gene Ontology annotation, molecular function: nucleic acid binding. The record is from RefSeq and is a predicted model, not a curated record. The transcript has a single exon. Bases 1 to 210 code for a protein of 69 amino acids.